Molecule: messenger RNA, 1484 nt
Organism: Tarenaya hassleriana
Lineage: Eukaryota; Viridiplantae; Streptophyta; Magnoliopsida; Brassicales; Cleomaceae
Product: malate dehydrogenase, cytoplasmic 2
Exons: 7
Coding region: 176-1174 (332 amino acids)
Biological process (GO): tricarboxylic acid cycle; oxaloacetate metabolic process; malate metabolic process
Molecular function (GO): L-malate dehydrogenase (NAD+) activity
Source: RefSeq, a predicted model, not a curated record
UUGGAUGACGUGGCAUCAUGACCUUCAUCUUCCACCACCGAUUAUAAAGCGACCGUGACUCUUCAGUCCGCUUCACGGACACAGAAACCACCUCUCUUACAAAUCCAAGUGCCUUGUCCACUUAACUGAUCUAUCCGAUCCUUUCUCCGGCGACCUUCUCCGACCACGAUCCGAUAUGGCAAAGGAACCAGUUCGCGUUCUCGUCACUGGAGCUGCAGGGCAAAUCGGAUAUGCCCUUGUCCCUAUGAUCGCAAGAGGGAUCAUGCUGGGCGCUGACCAGCCAGUGAUCCUCCACAUGCUGGAUAUCCCACCUGCUGCAGAAGCUCUAAAUGGUGUGAAAAUGGAGUUGGUGGAUGCCGCUUUCCCUCUUCUGAAAGGUGUCGUUGCUACAACUGAUGCUGUUGAGGCUUGCACUGGAGUCAACGUUGCUGUCAUGGUUGGUGGCUUCCCCCGCAAAGAAGGAAUGGAGAGGAAGGACGUUAUGUCCAAGAAUGUGUCGAUUUACAAGUCUCAGGCUGCCGCCUUGGAGAAACAUGCUGCCCCGAACUGCAAGGUCCUGGUGGUUGCAAACCCUGCAAACACCAACGCACUGAUCCUGAAGGAAUUCGCUCCAUCAAUCCCCGAGAAGAACAUCACUUGUUUGACCAGGCUUGACCACAACAGGGCGUUGGGUCAGAUCUCCGAGAGGUUGAGUGUGCCAGUGUCUGAUGUUAAGAACGUGAUUAUCUGGGGAAAUCACUCAUCGACUCAGUACCCGGAUGUCAACCAUGCUACCGUUGAGACUCCUUCUGGGGAGAAGCCUGUCCGUGAGCUCGUUAAGGAUGAUGAGUGGUUGAAGGGUGACUUUAUUACCACAGUUCAACAACGUGGAGCUGCCAUCAUCAAAGCUAGGAAGUUGUCUAGUGCACUCUCGGCUGCUAGCUCUGCCUGUGACCACAUCCGUGACUGGGUCCUUGGAACACCCGAAGGAACGUGGGUUUCAAUGGGAGUUUACUCUGAUGGCUCUUACGAUGUCCCUGCUGGGCUUAUCUAUUCCUUCCCUGUCACCUGCCGCAAUGGAGAGUGGACCAUUGUCCAAGGGCUGCCGAUCGAUGAAUUUUCGAGGAAGAAGAUGGACUCUACAGCAGAGGAGCUGAAGGAAGAGAAGGACCUUGCCUACUCGUGCCUUUCUUAAACCCGAGGAGCCACAGUCUCAGACUCUCUCUCUCGGAGUUGUCAUUGUCCCCACCAGGUUUGGGAUAAAGUUAGAGCCUUUGAAUAAGAACCUGUUUGAGAAGAUCUCGGAUAUGUAUUUGACCCAUUGUUGUGGGGGUCAAAACUUUUGAGGAAAAUACAUUGUUCUUCUCGGUGUAUGUGUUUAUGUGUGUGUUUUAAGAGCGUAUUUGCUGUUUGAUUCAAGCCUGAACUACUCCUGUGCCGGCUUUGAUCCUUGUUUUGUGAUCUGUGAUUGUUGAGCAUAGAAAUCAGCAUAUCAUUGUCUGGUC